CUGUAAGUCACUCGCAUCAGCGUCUAACGGGAAUAAGCGUAACCUGGGACCAAACAAAUGAUAUUAAUUUUAACCAAGACAGACCGCUACUUAUUCCGCCAUUUUCUCCAUACUCUACCUAAACCGCAUCGUUUAUAGGCUAACCGUCUGAAAGAGGAUCAGCAAACAUGUUCUACACCUGUGGUCCCAACGAGGCUAUGGUGGUGUCAGGGUUUUGUCGUUCCCCUCCACUGAUGAUACCCGGAGGCCGAGUGUUCGUCAUCCCGUGCAUCCAGCAGAUACAGAGGAUUUCUCUGAACACUCUGACUCUGAAUGUGAAGAGCGACAAAGUCUACACCCGCCACGGUGUGCCCAUCUCCGUUACCGGCAUAGCCCAGAUGAAGAUCCAGGGUCAGAACAAACAGAUGCUGGCUGCCGCCUGCCAAAUGUUCAUGGGGAAGUCCGAGCCCGAGAUCGCUCAGAUCGCCUUGGAGACGCUGGAGGGACACCAGCGGGCCAUCAUCGCCCACCUGACCGUUGAGGAGAUCUACAAGGACCGAAAGAAGUUCUCCGAGCAGGUUUUUAAGGUGGCUUCCUCAGACCUGGUCAACAUGGGCAUCAGCGUGGUCAGCUACACGCUCAAAGAUGUUCAUGACGACCAGGAUUAUCUGCAUUCGCUGGGGAAGGCUCGAACAGCCCAGGUUCAGAAAGACGCUCGCAUUGGAGAGGCCAAGAACAAGAGAGAUGCUGUGAUCAGGGAGGCCCAUGCGAUGCAGGAGAAAGUCUCGGCUCAGUACAAGAAUGAAAUUGACAUGGCGAAGGCCCAGAGGGACUAUGAGCUGAAGAAGGCCGCCUAUGACAUCGAGGUCAACACUAAGAAGGCGGAGUCAGAGAUGGCCUACCAGCUGCAGGUAGCGAAGACGAAGCAACGUAUCGAGGAGGAAAGGAUGCAGAUCCAGGUGGUGGAGCGGACGCAGCAGAUCAUGCUGCAGGAGCAAGAGAUCACCCGCAGGGAGAAGGAGCUGGAGGCCAAGGUGAAGAAACCGGCCGAUGCUGAGAGGUAUCGCCUGGAGAAACUGGCCGAGGCUCAGCGUCUUAAGUUGAUCAUGGAGGCGGAGGCCGAUGCUGAGUCCAUCAGAAUUAAAGGUGAGGCCGAGGCGUUCGCGGUGGAAGCCAAAGGUCGCGCUGAGGCGGAGCAGAUGGCGAAGAAGGCCGAGGCCUUCGAGCAGUACAAGGACGGAGCCAUGGUGGACAUGCUGCUGGAGAAACUGCCUCUGAUGGCAGAAGAGAUCAGCAGGCCUCUGUGUGAAGCCAACAAGGUAACCAUGGUGUCCAGCGGAGGCGGGGACGUGGGCCCCGCCAAACUGACAGGAGAGGUGCUGGACAUCAUGGUCCGCCUCCCCGCGGCUGUGGAGAAGCUGACCGGAGUCAACAUCUCCCAGGUGACCUCACGCACAGGCUGAAGAGAAUCAACAGUCUUAUCAGCUGCCUGGACUCUUUGCAUGAGUCUCCAAACCCUUACGCAGUAACACAGCCCCUCUCCUCUACUCCCAUGUCUGUCUUACAUCAUCUGGUCAGCUGUUUUCCCCACAAAGCUGUC
This is a messenger RNA of Anoplopoma fimbria (sablefish), 1579 nucleotides long. It is a transcript of the gene flot1a, whose product is annotated as flotillin 1a. Gene Ontology annotation, biological process: positive regulation of cell junction assembly; positive regulation of cell-cell adhesion mediated by cadherin; regulation of receptor internalization. The transcript has 13 exons. The coding region runs from base 168 to 1442 and encodes 424 amino acids. Gene Ontology annotation, cellular component: plasma membrane. The record is from RefSeq and is a predicted model, not a curated record. NCBI's taxonomy places the organism in Eukaryota, Metazoa, Chordata, Actinopteri, Perciformes, Anoplopomatidae.